Molecule: messenger RNA, 2742 nt
Organism: Gekko japonicus
Lineage: Eukaryota; Metazoa; Chordata; Lepidosauria; Squamata; Gekkonidae
Gene: ACY1
Product: aminoacylase 1
Exons: 15
Biological process (GO): amino acid metabolic process
Cellular component (GO): cytoplasm
Molecular function (GO): aminoacylase activity
Source: RefSeq, a predicted model, not a curated record
AGUGCGGCGUACUUGGGGAGGAGGAGGGCUGGAGGAGCAAGGCACUACGGGCUUCCGCGAGCGCAGAGGACUCAAAUACCUCAAAUCAGAAGGCCAGCAUGCUGCCAGAGAAAGACUCUAAAAAGCUGGGGGAGAAGGACCCCAAGGAAGACCCAUCGGUCACUCUUUUCCGGGAGUAUCUGAGAAUCAAGACUGUCCAGCCAGAGCCUGAUUAUGACUCAUCAGUGAAAUUCCUGGAGAGAAUGGCUUCUGAACUUAACCUGCAGUGUCAGAAAGUGGAGGUUUGCCCUGGCCGUGUGAUCACCAUUCUGACCUGGAAAGGCACAAACCCACAACUCCGUUCCAUCUUGCUGAAUUCCCACACAGAUGUCGUGCCUGUGUUUGAGGAUUAUUGGUGCUGUGACCCCUUUGCAGCUUUCAAGGACUCUGAUGGAAACAUCUAUGCUCGUGGAGCUCAGGAUAUGAAAUGUGUCUCCAUUCAAUACAUAGAGGCCAUCCGGAGGCUGAAAGCUGAAGGGAGACAUUUCCCAAGAACAGUUCAUAUGAGCUUUGUCCCAGGUAAGUUAAAUAGUGGGACAUAAAGAAGCAGCCAGUUGUUUCCUAAGAGAAAGCUGUUUGCCACCAAACAUAUUGCCAAUUCUGUCUUUUGUUUCCCUGUAGGUCUGGCGAACCCAUCAGACACCUUCACUGUAUUCUAUGGUGAGAAAUGCCCAUGGUGGAUUAAAGUGAAAGUAGAAGGGAACCCUGGACAUGGAUCUAGAUUCAUUGAGGACACAGCUGCUGAAAAGCUGCACAGAGUGAUCACUUCCUUCCUAGAGUUCAGAGAGCGUGAAAAACAAAGGUUGAAAUCAGAGAAGCACCUUACCUUAGGCGAUGUAACCUCCCUUAACCUAACCAUGUUGAAUGGGGGCAUCUCCUUCAAUGUGGUCCCCUCUGAGAUGUCUGCUGGCUUUGACAUCCGCAUACCACCCACAGUGGAUUUAAAGGCGUUUGAAGAGCAGCUCACAGCCUGGUGCCGGGCAGCUGGGGAAGGUGUUGCCUAUGAGUUCCACCAGAAAUACACGGAUCAGUCGAUGACCUCCACAGAGGAAUCUGACCCCUGGUGGAAAGCAUUCAGUAGCACCUGCAGGGACAUGAACAUGAAACUGAAGUGCGAGAUCUUUCCUGCUGCCACAGACAGUCGCUAUAUCAGGGCAGCAGGCCACCCAGCAAUUGGAUUCUCCCCCAUGAACCGCACUCCUGUGCUGCUGCAUGACCACAAUGAAUUCCUGAAUGAGCAGGUCUUUCUUCGUGGGAUUGAGAUCUAUGCCCACCUCAUCCCAGCGCUGGCUAGUGUCCCUCCUCUACAAGCAGAGGCCUGAGUGAAGGUUAUAAGUGAGAGGCAGUCGUCUGAAGGAAGAAGACAUAGAAACCAAAGAGAGAGAGAGAGAUGGUUGAAAAAUUAUAUUCUUUCCUGUUGUGAUCCAGGACCCUACUAGGGGGAUGUAGGCCUUAGAUGUUGUGGUUGAGAACUGGUGACUUACUUAGGUCUGGUGGCAUCCCAGGACAAACUGUGGAACUUCAGCAUCUCUGAAUGGUACCACCUGGAGCAAGACAUGUUUAAAGCAGACAUUUAGACAGGCGCAUCUAAAGCUGGGUUUUUUAGGUGACUAUGACUGGUUCCCUACUCCUUACUGAAACACAUACUAAGCAUCCUUAUUUUCCACAGUUCCUGGACUAAGUUCUCAGUUCCUAAGCUUUCUUAUUGACACCUGUCCAUUUCAGAGAAUCCCCCCGACUCCUGAUUCUCAUCAUAGAGGCUUCUUGGGAUAUGUAGGGAAGUGUGACUACCCUCCCAUUGGCCUUCGCCAUAAUUCCAAAGUUGUGCCAUUCUUUCAUGUGAUCCUCAUAGAAAAGCAUCAGUUCCCCAGCUGCCAAACCCAAAAGCAAAGCAAUAGGAGGAGCCAGAGGACCCUUAACCUGUAGGCAUAACUGUGCUUUCUUUUCUGUUUGGGCACCUCCUGUAGCUGCUUUGGUGGCUUUCACUGUUGCCAUGCCUGCCAAGCUCUAUAGUCCAAGAACAAACUUUCUGGAGAGCCCAGGCAUCACAGAAGAAUCUUCAUUUUAGCUCCACUGUCCAUAUGCUUUAUGGCUUUAGACAAAUCAGCAGUUCUUUUUGUGUCUCAGAUUCCUCAUUGGUAGAGGGGCGUGAAUGAUGAAACUGCUUCCUUACUAUCCAAGAUCCUCCAGUGGAAGAUAGUGAUUCUAAAAAGGGCUGGAGUGAAAGCUAAUAUAUAAAUGACUCAGAGUGCAUAGGAAAUGGCAACUCCUUGGAGUGGGGGAACAGUAUUCAAUGUGGCCAUUGAAUUUGCACUACCUCCCCCCCCCCGCCGCCGCCACAGCAGAAAGCAGUCCUUGGGAGUCAACAGCACAGUUACUGGCUGCAGCCCUCUGCCUUAAGUUUCUAUAUUAAACUGCUGUCUUAAAAAAUGCCAGGCAGAAUGAAUGAGUUGAGUGACUGAACCUUGCAUGCAAGAGGAAAUGCUUUGGACAGCUGGGUGCCCAACAUUGUGGAAGAAUGGUUUUCCUUUUGGGGUAAGGAACAAGCUAUCCUAUCAAAUGUUUGGAGGAAGUCUGCUUUUCCUUACCCAGUGCACUGUAUGUUAAGUGUUAUUGCUAAAUGGGCAGCUUACUACUGGAGUCGGGGAUUGCCAUCAGGGUGUUACUUGAGUAUCAUUGGGUGCGUUCAGACGGGGCGUUUCA